Molecule: messenger RNA, 213 nt
Organism: Saprolegnia parasitica CBS 223.65
Lineage: Eukaryota; Oomycota; Saprolegniomycetes; Saprolegniales; Saprolegniaceae
Exons: 2
Coding region: 1-213 (70 amino acids)
Source: RefSeq, a predicted model, not a curated record
AUGGCAGCAGCGGUAGGCACGACGCAAAGCCUCAGAUCACGAAGGUGCACAUCCGGCGAGUGGCGUGUCCGCACUGCUUCCAAGAGCUGCCUGCCAACGAGCUCUCUCUUUUCGACCGAGCCUUGGCUUUGUUGGGAUGGAUGGCGCGGCGUGGACGAUGGCCGAUGCAAGCACGUGGAUACUCGAGCGAUCUGGCGCAAAGAAGAUGGCUGA